This is a messenger RNA of Oncorhynchus masou masou (cherry salmon), 1229 nucleotides long. Its product is annotated as potassium voltage-gated channel subfamily KQT member 2-like. Gene Ontology annotation, molecular function: voltage-gated potassium channel activity. The transcript has 8 exons. Lineage: Eukaryota; Metazoa; Chordata; Actinopteri; Salmoniformes; Salmonidae. Gene Ontology annotation, biological process: potassium ion transmembrane transport. Gene Ontology annotation, cellular component: membrane; voltage-gated potassium channel complex. Bases 99 to 1229 code for a protein of 376 amino acids. The record is from RefSeq and is a predicted model, not a curated record.
CGCUCUACGAAUCAUUAUAUACGCCCAGCACUGCGAAUAUGUUACCUGGUAAAGGGCGGAAAAAAUCACCAAGCUCCACAUGACAGUAUUUCGGCAGAAUGGUCAAGAAAUCCGGCAACGGCGGUGUUUACCCGGGUCCUGCUGCGGAGAAAAAACUAAAAGUAGGCUUUGUCGGGAUAGAACCUGGGGCUACGGACUCAAACAGAGAUGCGGCGCUGCUCAUAGCAGGUGUGGACGCCAAGGCAACACCACGGGGCAGCAUCCUUAGCAAACCGAGAUCCAGCCUCUCCGGCAAACCCAAGCCUCCAAAGAGAACUGUAUUCUACAGAAGACUGCAGAAUUUUCUUUACAAUGUUUUGGAGAGACCAAGAGGAUGGGCAUUCAUUUACCACGCCUACGUUUUUCUGCUGGUCUUCUCCUGUUUGGUCCUCUCUGUGUUUUCCACCAUUAAGGAGUAUGAGAAGAGCUCUGAAGAUGCCUUGUACAUACUGGAAAUAGUCACCAUCGUAGUGUUUGGUGUGGAGUACAUCGUGAGGAUAUGGGCCGCCGGUUGCUGCUGCAGAUACAGAGGAUGGAGUGGCCGUCUGAAAUUUUCCCGCAAGCCCUUCUGUGUGAUCGACGUCAUGGUUCUGAUUGCGUCCAUCUCUGUGCUGGCGGCUGGAACCCAGGGGAAUGUCUUUGCUACUUCUGCCAUCAGGAGUUUGAGGUUCCUGCAGAUCUUGCGCAUGAUCCGGAUGGACCGCCGUGGAGGCACCUGGAAACUCCUGGGAUCUGUUGUUUACGCUCACAGCAAGGAGCUGAUCACAGCGUGGUACAUUGGCUUCCUCUGCCUCAUCCUUGCGUCCUUCCUGGUUUAUCUGGCCGAGAAAGAGGACAACGACCAGUUUGAGACCUACGCAGACGCGCUGUGGUGGGGCCUGAUCACCCUGACUACCAUUGGGUACGGAGACAAGUUUCCCAUAACGUGGAACGGGCGUCUUCUGGCCGCGACCUUCACCUUGAUUGGAGUGUCUUUCUUUGCACUCCCAGCAGGGAUCUUGGGCUCUGGCUUUGCCUUGAAGGUCCAGGAGCAACAUCGACAAAAACACUUUGAGAAGCGUCGGAAUCCUGCGGCAGGGCUUAUUCAGGCCGCGUGGCGCUUCUACGCCACCAAUCUCACCCGGCCAGACCUGGAGUCGACGUGGGAUUAUUACGAGCGCACCGUGUCCGUGCCGAUGUACAGGUAUUGA